GUUAGGGUAGAAAGAUGACUAAAUUUGAAAAAAGAAUUAUUAUUUUUAUUCCUAAUAAUUUAGAAGAACGGAAAUCUGGUUUUUUAGAAGGCUUCUCCAAAGAGUUUCAAGACUGUCAAGCCUUUUUUGUUACAAAUAAUAAAGUUAUAAAAGAUUCUUCCAAAUGCAUAGGUUAUAUAAGUAAAAAAGAUGCCAAAGACUUAAAAUACCUUAAUGGAGGUCAAUGGGUGCAUAUAAAUUCACUAAACUCUUCCGUUACUUUGUCAGAUAAACCUCAUAAUAAGAUAUUAAAAGUUUAUUAUGAGUUGGAUGUUUUCGGAAGAAUUUAUAAAGUACAACCCGAUGCUAUAGAUUUGGGUGUUUAUUUCCAAGAACUUAUUAAUCAUUUCCGAAACAGAAGAGUUACUUCACAUACAAAUGGAACCAAAGGCUUUAUAGAACUCAUUGCUUUAUUUAUAAUCAAAUUUCUUGAUGUGAUAUUCAAAGUAAUUAGUUAUCAGAAAAUAAUAAAAUAUUCUUCCACUAUAAAUUAUUUUGGAGAAAGCUGUAUGUUAGGAAAAUGGUUACUGACAAGUCUUAUCAGAAGAGAAAAUGGUCCUAAAAUAAUAAAUCUUUUAGUAUCAAUAGCAUUCGAUUUAAUGCUCGGCUUGUACAUAAUUAAAUAUUUUGUUUACUACAAAAAAGAUGUCUUAUUUUUUAUUGAAGAUAUUGGAGAGGUUGCAAUUGUUACAUUGAAAGAGUUGUUAAAUUAUCUCAUGGGUUCUCCCAUAGGACUUAAGCUGAAUCAUGCCUUCAAUAAUGCUCUAGGCUUAUUUUUUUUUUACAAUAUUAAUUUAUGGAAACUGUUCAUUCAAGAAUUAUAUCCUAUGCUUCUCAAUUAUUUACAAUAUUUAAUCAAAUCUGGUAUCUUUGGAUUUUCAUUUCAAUUAGCCUUAAUUUCGGAUAUAUUAUCGUUGACAACUUUUCAUGUGUAUUGUAUUUAUGUGUAUGCAGCUAAAUUAUUUCAGUUACAAAUUAAGAGUAUAAUCUCUUUAUGGCGUUUAUUUAUUGGGAGAAAGUAUAAUCCAUUAAGGGAAAGAGUAGAUUCUUGUCAAUAUACACAACACCAACUCUUCAUUGGUACACUGGGCUUCACAAUUCUUCUAUUUUUACUGCCUACAACUACUUUGUAUUAUGUGGUUUUUACAACAUUGCGUUUAGUUUUUUUGAUAAUAAAUGGAAUAUUAUACAGACUGAGAUAUUUACUAAGGUGCCUUCCAAUAUAUGUAACACUUCUGUGGAUUUUGAAUUCUUCUACAUUAGCGGGAAACUUAGAGUUAGAACUGAAGCAAUUUGAGAAUGUGGAUAACUUAAGCAUUACUGUGAAAAUGAAGUCUCUUCCUUAUCGUACAAGUUUAAGUACAUUUACCCCCGAUUUUAUAGAGCCUAUCAAUGGGUUAAAAUGGGGGUCACUUAUACACAACCUGUUUACAGGAGUACUUAUUUGAUGAUUGAAUCUAUUGAUUUGAUGAACUUUUCAGUUAGUGGUUCUUUUUAACUACCUCUUAAGAAAUAUUUGUAUAUCUUGUUACAGCUUUUUUUAUAGAGUUUAAUUUAUGUUACCAUUGCCAGUUUGUACAAGUGCCAUCUUUCAAAUAAUUGUUCAUUUCAAGACCAAACUAAUACCAAAAACAUGUUAUUUUUAUUCAGCAAAACUCGGUUUCUCCAAUGCGAGAUGUUGGUGUCGAUUAUUUUAGUUCAGUAUUUGAUUUUUAUUUAAAAAUUAUGUCUAUCUUCUAUGCGUGAACAAAUUGUUUGUGUUUUUGCAACUAUCCACUUUUUGUGAAUUUGCUAAUUCUACUAACCUUUGAUUUAUUAUCAUCAAUUUCAUUUUUAAAUAGGUCAUAAAGUGAAGAUAACAAGUUCAAAAUAAUUAGAUAGGUGUUCAAUGUUUCAUUAUUUAUUCAAGUUAUUUUUUUUUCGCCUUGUUGCAGCUUUGUCCAAGAAAUACAUAUUUUUACUGUAAAUUCAAUUGUGUUAUACUGAAGUACUUUUUUUGAAUGAUUAUUUGUGUGCUAAGAAAAAUGUAUUUACUCUAGUAUGGGAUUUUAUCGAAAAUCUGUAAUUUUUAUUCUUUUCACUUGAGGAUUUGUUAUCUAAUUGGAGGUAUUGAUAUACAAAGUUUUAUUUCCUCAUUUUUAAUGGAAAAGAACAAUUUAUAUAACCAGUAUCACAAAAAAUUACUGCGAACAAUUCCAGUAUUAUUUGAAUGACAAAAAAAUACAAUGGUUAUUUAUUUUAUUCCUGAAUAAAUUAUUAGUACAAAGUAACAAUUACUUCAGAGAAUAUCUGUUUUUAUAUAUUUAUACGAGCUAUUCAUGAAAAUAACAAAUAUGUAUAGAACUAAAUAAAUUACUAAAUUAUAUUAUGAAUCCAUAUAUGAAAAACAUUUUUAAUACAGAAAAUAUUCAUAUAUACAAAAAAUAUAUCUAUUUGAAAUUCAAAUUUAUAAAAAUUCAUGACUUUUACAUAAAUCUGCAAGUUGUACAGUUUGUUCUUUUUAUUCUUCACAUAAAUUGUCUUAAUAAACGUUUCAAUGUGA
Messenger RNA from Harmonia axyridis, 2581 nucleotides. RefSeq names its product phosphatidylinositol N-acetylglucosaminyltransferase subunit Q (gene PIG-Q). The transcript is spliced from 6 exons. NCBI's taxonomy places the organism in Eukaryota, Metazoa, Arthropoda, Insecta, Coleoptera, Coccinellidae. Gene Ontology annotation, biological process: GPI anchor biosynthetic process. Gene Ontology annotation, cellular component: endoplasmic reticulum; membrane. The record is from RefSeq and is a predicted model, not a curated record. The coding region runs from base 15 to 1487 and encodes 490 amino acids.